Messenger RNA from Leucoraja erinaceus (little skate), 1807 nucleotides. RefSeq names its product tetraspanin 33a (gene tspan33a). Gene Ontology annotation, cellular component: membrane. NCBI's taxonomy places the organism in Eukaryota, Metazoa, Chordata, Chondrichthyes, Rajiformes, Rajidae. Bases 190 to 1026 code for a protein of 278 amino acids. The transcript is spliced from 9 exons. The record is from RefSeq and is a predicted model, not a curated record.
CGGGCGGGACCAUCACCGGCGCCUCCCCCUUCCAGGUUGGUGUUGGCCCCACAGCGCCGGCUCGCCAGUUUCACGUUAAGUUCAGGAGGAGGAGGGGAGGUGGCGCUGCCGCCGCUGCUCCAUUCCACUGGCAGCUCAGCCUCGUCUGAUUGAGUGUGGACUUGAGACCCAGAGGGACAUUCGCCGACCAUGGCUCGCAGCCGCACUCUGGGGGAGGAUUUCACCUUCGUCAACCCCGUGGUUAAAUAUUUACUAUUUUUGUUCAACAUGCUGUUCUGGAGCAUCUCUUUGGUGAUGGUUGGCAUUGGUGUGUACGCCAGGGUCAUGAAGCAUGCUGAGGCUGCCAUGGCCUGUCUUGCUGUGGACCCUGCCAUUCUCCUCAUCGUGGUGGGUGCGCUGAUGUUCCUCAUCACCUUCUGUGGGUGCAUUGGAUCCCUGCGGGAGAACAUCUGCCUCUUGCAAACAUUCUCCAUCUGCCUGACGCUGGUAUUUUUGCUACAAUUGGUUGCUGGGGUCCUGGGCUUUGUCUUUUCAGAUAAGGCCCGAUCGAAGGUCAGUGAGAUCAUCGAUAGCGCAAUAAUUCAUUACCGAGAUGACCUGGAUCUCCAGAACCUCAUCGACUAUGGGCAGAAGCAGUUCAGCUGCUGUGGGGGAAUUUCAUACAAGGACUGGAGCCACAACAUGUACUUUAACUGCACGCUGGAGAACCCCAGCCGGGAGCGCUGCUCUGUGCCUUAUUCCUGUUGCCUGCGCACCACGGAGAAAGUGAUCAACACUAUGUGUGGGCAUGGCAUGCAGGAUCUGGAGUACCUAGCAGCAGAGGAAUAUAUCUACACCAAUGGGUGCAUCGACAAGCUGGUCAACUGGAUCCAUAGCAACCUCUUCCUGUUGGGAGGGGUGGCCCUGGGCCUUGCUAUCCCACAGUUGGUGGGAAUUCUUCUCUCCCAGAUCCUCAUCAAUCAGAUCAAAGAUCAGAUUGAGCUCCAGAAAUACAACAGCCAGCACAGAGCCGAUCCCUGGUACUGAAUGCGCUCUCUCCAGAGUGAAGGGGGGGAUGCUGGCUUUUACUACCGGUUGAGAGGGCCUUCGCAUCGAUGAAUUUACUCACCGAGAAAGGACUGCCGGACAUCGGGAAUGGCAAAACGCCACUCUGCUCGCUCGGGGGUACAUGUGCUGUGUCCACUGGAUGUGCAGAUGCUCAAACUCGUCGUUUUAACUGGAUUUCUCAUCACAUCCUUCAGUGUCACUGUGUGAAAUAAAUUCACAUGUUUUGCAAUUCGUAGUAUUCUGUGGCGUGUUUCUCGGGUACAGGUAUGAAGCACAAUGUCCCAUUAUAACUGUGGGGCAGUCUCAUCCCUCCUGUCGUUGAGUACUUGCAGUUGCCCUUCAAGGAGUGUUUGCAUCCGGUGCAAUUAAGUUUAUCUGUGCCUGUGUUUGCUGCAGUCGGUCGAGUCGCCUGCCUGUGCCUCCAUCCGUUACUGUUAAACUACAUUUGUGCUGCUCUAUUUUACUGUUUUAUUUCAGUCAGUGAGACAAUGUGGGUGAAAAGGGCCAACUUUUUAACGGGAGAUUUCCCUAUCAAUUACCUACCAGAGAUGGUUUAGUUCCAGUCUAUUGUGCUUUGUGGCCACUGACUAAACCUAGCACUGAAGAGGAAAAUACUUUUGAGAUAUGGAGUUAUUGUAUAGAGCUUCAUGUUAAUAUGUUCAUAUGUCAGGAUACAAUCUUAUUGUCUAAAAAAAAUAAUGUACAUUUUUUUGGUAAAUGAAAUAUUUUUGUCUUUUUAAUAAAAAUAACAUUAAACUGU